This is a messenger RNA of Eurytemora carolleeae, 573 nucleotides long. Its product is annotated as 34 kDa spicule matrix protein. NCBI's taxonomy places the organism in Eukaryota, Metazoa, Arthropoda, Copepoda, Calanoida, Temoridae. The transcript is spliced from 3 exons. The record is from RefSeq and is a predicted model, not a curated record. The coding region runs from base 133 to 504 and encodes 123 amino acids.
UCCAUUUAUUUCUAAAUAUAGGCUGGACCUGCUCUGCCUCUAUUGAGUGGACCAAGUCCCUUCUCGUCCCCCUCGGAUCCUCUAAUACUAGCUAGGGCUGCUCUACCCAACAAACCUCAACACAACGCUGGAAUGGGUCCUCCAACUCUGGGUCUGAAUACAAGUGCUGCCCCUGCUGGAGCAUUUGGAAGCUUCUCCGCUAACACCAGUUUCGGUGCUAAACCAUCCGGGUUCGGUGCCAAUACCUCCACAUUCGGUCUAAAUACAACAGGAACCCCAAGCCUUUUUGGUAAUACCACAGGGUUUGGCGGAAACACUUCUGGAUUUGGCGGGAAUACCUCUGGAUUUGGCGGGAACACUUCUGCAUUUGGCGGGAACACCUCUGCACUUGGCGGGAACACCUCUGGAUUUGGUGCAAACACCUCUGCAUUUGGCGGGAACACUUCUGGUCUGGGCACAAGCUUUUCGUCUCCCCCUUCUGGGAGCAAAAGGAACAAGAUCUAACCUUCUUCAAUUGAUCCCAGUAAAAAUAUUUUUCCACGAACACUUGUUGGACAUUUUCUUUAUUUCAGA